AUGGAAGCAAUGGCUGGUGUUCCAGUGGUCUGUCUUCACAACACAGGUGGUGCAGCUGAGAUGCUGGGAGCUUCUGUGCUGAAGCAAACACUUCACCUGGAUAAAUUUGGGUAUAACUAUGAGCUACCUGAGCAUGUCCCUGAUGACCAGUUCCUCAUUUUGAAUCCUGCCAAAGACUCUGUCGAAAAAGUCAUCAACAAACUGAUUCUCGUGCUGUCCACUGUUCAAGAUGAUGAAAUGAUGGAAGUUGGCUUCGCCAAGAGUGAAGAGAAUCGACUGCGCUAUGCCUGGGAGCAGCAUUUGUUGUUUGCCCACAACGCAGCUAUCUUCCGACGGACAGCCAGAUUUUUGAACUACAUCGCCAUGCUGCUUUCGGUCAUCGUGACCGUUGUCGCUGUCCUUUAUCAAGAAAGCAAGAAAGCAGCAGACGGGCCCUUGCAAGAAGCAGACCUUAAAGUAGCUUUGCUUGUGUUGCCCUGUGUCAGCGCAUUCGUUCUGAGCUCCAUUAGUCGUCUGAGCCCGGUAAACAAGUGGGCUGCUUUGGAAAGCGGGUCUGUGCACAUGAAGAGUGAGAUCUAUCAGUAUCGGUGUCGUGUGCUGGACUAUCAGCCCCGCAAAGCCAGCAACAUGGAUAUUGAAGAUCGCGUCGCGGAUCUGUGUGAUCACCCGCUUGGUGGCGCGGCAGAUGAUGCCGCUGCUGCGUCUUCUUCUGGAAAUAAAGCCAAAGCAUCUGUGGCAAACAAGAUGAGUAGGCGAGGUGCCUUCGCAGCAACUUUAGAGCAGAUCAACUCCGAUGCUGUUGGCUCGGAUAUUGGGUCUGAUUACCUCCGCCAAGUUAUGCCAUGA
Messenger RNA from Symbiodinium sp. CCMP2456, 846 nucleotides. The record is from the annotation of a GenBank genome assembly. NCBI's taxonomy places the organism in Eukaryota, Dinophyceae, Suessiales, Symbiodiniaceae.